This is a messenger RNA of Rubroshorea leprosula, 2666 nucleotides long. Lineage: Eukaryota; Viridiplantae; Streptophyta; Magnoliopsida; Malvales; Dipterocarpaceae. The record is from the annotation of a GenBank genome assembly.
AUUAAGAGAAACAUUAACUCUCUUUCCAAAACUUUCUUUUCUCUUAAGGUUUUUCAUCAUGGAACUUUCACUUUCUUCCAUCCAAGUUCUAGUUAAGGAAAUCAAGGAAGAGAUGUUCUCAAACAUCGAUCCUUACUCAUUUGUUUCUCCUUCUGCGUAUGACACUGCAUGGCUAGCCAUGGUUCCAGAUCCUCAGGAACCAGGUCAACCAAUGUUCAAAGGGUGCUUGGAUUGGGUACUGAAUAACCAGAGAGAAGAAGGGUUCUGGGGAGAGUGUGAUGGCCAUGGCAUGCCCACCAUCGAGUCUCUUCCAGCAACUCUUGCAUGUGUAGUUGCACUCAAGAAGUGGAAUGUUGGGACAAAGGAAGUACAAAGAGGAUUGGAAUUUGUGGAUGAAAACACUGCAAAGCUUCUUGGUGAUGAUCAUUUUCCUCGGUGGUUUGCCAUUAUUUUCCCUGGAAUGAUUGAUCUCGUGCGUGAAGUUGGUCUAGAGCUUGCCUUUCCUAAGCAACUAGGACUAUCAACGAACAUUUUUGGUGAAAGGCAAAGUAUUCUUGAAAGGGAGGAACUGGUUGGAGAACAAUAUCCUCCAUUGCUAUCAUAUCUUGAAGUCCUAAAACCAGCUGAUGAUAAUCUCAUUAAAGAAAGCUUGACCAAGCACUUAAGCUUUGAUGGCUCGUUAUUCCACUCCCCCGCAGCUACAGCUCGAGCAUUCAUGGCCACGGGCGAGAGAGAGUGCUUAGCUUAUUUGCAAACUCUUGUUCAAAGAUGCCCUAAUGGAGUUCCACCAACAUAUCCUAUGGAUGAGGACCUAAUACAACUUUGCAUGGUGAAUCAACUUCAAAGAUUAGGGUUAGCCGACCAUUUCACUCAAGAAAUAGACCAUAUUUUGGCCCAUAUUCACAGGAGUUAUUACAAUCAAGAAUCCAAGGGAGGAUCAAGAAGUGCAAUUGCAACUCGGCUACAUAAGGAUUCUUUAGCAUUUCGGCUUCUCCGUAUGCAUGGUUACACAGUAUCUCCACGGAGCUUCUGUUGGUUUUCAAAUGAUGAAAAAGUUCAAGAUCAUAUAGAGAAGAAUUUUGAAUUCUUCUCAAGUGUAAUGUUGAAUAUUCAUAGAGCCACAGAUCUUAUAUUUCCAGGAGAAUACGAACUUGAAAAGGCAAGAUCCUUUUCAAGGAAAUUACUUGAGAAAUACGUAUCAGUAGGAAAUGGAGAGCGGUCUUUUCUCAAAACGAUGAUCAAGCAUGAGCUCAGUGUUCCAUGGAUUGCUCGACUGGAUCACUUGGAACACAGAAUGUGGGUUGAAGACAAAGAUAUGAAUGCAUUCUGGGCUGGAAAGACUUCCUUCCAUAGGUUGCCAAGCUUUCGAAACGAGAAGCUAAAGAAACUUGCAGCUAAGGAUUAUGAGUUUCGACAAUCAAUUUACAGGACAGAACUGGAGGAACUGACAAGGUGGUCUAGGAAAUGGGGUCUUGUCAAUUUGGGAUUUGCCAGAGAGAAAACAACAUAUUGUUACUUUGCCAUAGCAGCCUGCAUUUCUUUGCCUUACAACUCUGCGUUAAGAAUGAUGGUUGCAAAGAGUGCAAUUCUCAUUACAAUUGCUGAUGAUUUUUUUGAUUCUCACGGUUCGCUACAUGAUCUCAACACCCUCAUCUCUGCAAUUCAAAGAUGGGAUGGCAAGAGCUUGAAUGGGCAUUGCAAAACUAUCUUUGAUGUCCUUGAUGAUCUUGUGAAAGAAAUUGCAGCAAAACACCUCCAUAGUCAAGGAUCAGAUAUAACAAACCAUCUGCAACACCUAUGGUAUGAAACAUUUGUUUCAUGGCUGGUGGAAGCUCAAUGGAGUAGGAGUCAAUGCGUGCCAUCAAUGGAAGAAUACCUUGAAAUUGGCAUGACAUCCAUUGCUGCACAUACACUAGUUCUUCCAAUUUCUUGUUUCUUGACUCCUAGCAUUCCGGAUCACACACUCCAACCAAACCAAUAUGAGACACUCACCAAAUUGCUCAUGCUCAUAACUCGCUUGUUGAAUGACAUUCAAAGCUACCAGAAGGAAGAAGAGCAAGGAAAAUUGAACACUGUGCUACUAUAUUUGAAAGAAAAUCCCGAGGCAGAUAUUGAAGACUCAAUUGCUUAUGUGAAAGGAAUGCUAGAGACGAAGAAGAAAGAAUUACUCCAACAUACUUUCAUUGAUGGCUUUAGUGAUCUGCCAAAACAUUGCAAGCAGCUUCAUCUAUCAUGCCUGAAAGUAUUUGCGAUGUUCUUCCAUUCAAGCAACCGAUAUGAUAAAGAGGACACAAAAAUGCUUAAAGACAUUCAACAAGCAAUCUAUAGUCCUCUACAUGUUGGAAGAACAUCAAAGGUAUUGACAAAGAAGCCUGUUGCUUCUUAUUCUGGUUCAAAAGAACAUAGAAUAAUCAACUAUGAAUUUGGUCAGCACUCCAAAUAUCACAGCAGGAGAGUCAUAGCCAGACUUUUCUCGCCAAUAUCAAGGCGUGGAUGUGAUAUUUUGUUCAUGCAACCAAAAUUUAAACUGUCUUUAGUUUGAAACAGUAUUUACUAGAUGUAACAUCGCAAAAGUAGUAUAUCUCUUGAGCAAUAAUGUUCUCAAUGAAUGUCAUGUACCCUUGUUUUCUUCAAUAUCUAUGCAAUAAGAAAAAUGGAAAUCCUAA